AUGGUGCAGAUGAAGUUCCACAAACGGGACGAGCUGUCCUCGUUCACGACGUUGCUACUGUCCUCUCACGCUCAGAGGCUGGGAAUACAUUUCCCUUCCACUUCUUACGCUGUAACGCAUGCACCCAAACUUCCAAAACGCGAUUUCAUGAAAACGUUCGACGAGCGCGCUCUCGACUACCACCACUGUCAUUCGUUCAACGACAGCCGUCAAGGGUCACCCCAUUACGAAGUCGACGAGGACGAGUGCGACGACGCCGAGUCGGAGGCUUCAGUGUCAUUACAUUCGGACCACAGUGCACGCACCUUCCCACCUUUUCCUCGAGCGGUCAGGCCAACCCUGAUGGCUUUCUACGACGACGAACGUUACGACGACCUAGAAGGCAGGCCUCCGAAUGAAGAUGGCGUCGAUGUGGAGGGAGAUGAAGGCCCGCUGGGCGACGCGCAAUGUGCUCGAGGUCAAGGUCAGCCGGUGUAUGGUUUUGGUUUCUGGAUAGGUAUCAGUAAGGGGAGGCGGGGGUCUGCUUCGACUGAGAGGAGCGGUGCGACUGGGUCGUCGAGGCGAACGAUCAGGUUUGGGAUCUCCAUUGGCAAGAGGAGUCGUCAGCAGUCGAGGGAAAGUGCGAAAACUUCGUCCCCUGCAGGCUCUGGUUUCCUUCGCCGUUUCGUGCCGACGUGGAGCGUCUGA
This is a messenger RNA of Coprinopsis cinerea okayama7#130, 687 nucleotides long. RefSeq lists its product as hypothetical. The coding region runs from base 1 to 687 and encodes 228 amino acids. Lineage: Eukaryota; Fungi; Basidiomycota; Agaricomycetes; Agaricales; Psathyrellaceae. The transcript has 4 exons. The record is from RefSeq and is a predicted model, not a curated record.